ACAGCCAGUGCUGUGUCACAUUCCAUUUCUGUAGUGUUGCCCUCCCAUUCGGCUUCACAACACGAGGACACCACAGAAGAAGCUAUUGGGUUAGCUAGACCAGAGAGUUGUACCAACAACACCAACAUGACAAUUCAAUGGUGGGGCCUCCUACUGGACCGGUGGUUUCAUUUGGCCUGCCUACCAUUUCACAUCUCAGCUUUCAAUCUGGACACGGACACAAAGCAUGUUCUGAGGAAAAAUGGUGAUCCGGGAAGCCUGUUUGGAUUCUCCCUGGCACUGCACCAACAACUGAAUCCUGUCAAUAAGAAACUGUUUGGUACCUUCUACCAUACUCUGGGAGACAGAGGCCAUAACCAUCAAGAUAAGACCACACAAGAAGGCUCACUGCAGACAGGUGUCCAGGGUGACCAACAUCUAAGUUCAUCACAAACAGACCAAGUCAUGACGUUCCAGAAGGCUUUCCUGUUCCUGUUGUUGCUGUGUGCUACAGUGAUGGCCGACGUCAACCAACAAUAUAAUCACUUCCUAAAACAACACGUCGAUGGGGAAAUGACGACCCUGAAGUGUAAGAGUCAGAUGGAAAUCUUGAAUUUGAACAGGCCUGAUAGAAAAUGCAAAUUGAAGAACACCUUCAUCUUGGCCAAUCCAGAUCAGGUCCAAGCCAUCUGCACUGGUGGUGGCACACUGAAGGGAAACAAUCUGGUUCAAAGCAACAAACCCUUCAGUGUAGUCAUAUGUACACAUACAGGUGGGGAGUCCCAUCCCAAUUGUACAUACAAGGGAUCUUCGGCCACUAAGAAAGUUAUCAUUGCUUGUGAUGGAAAAUUUCCAGUGCACUAUGAUGGUGAUGUUGAUAUUGGCACCACGGAUGGAAAGUGAAUACAUAUGAAAGGUGUGUCACCGCUAAAUGUAAGCACAACUGGAGACAUGUUACUGACAAGGCAGUGGUACUGUAGCUAGCAAAUGAGUGUAGGAGUGUUUGCUCACAACUAGAUCUCUGCUAACAAUUGCAACACUGUCUCCAAAACUGCAGGUUUCCUGUAAUGUCUACUUUCCAAGCGUAACUCAACUAAACUGCUUUGUGAAAUAAAAUAACAAAGUUGUCACUCAAA
Messenger RNA from Salmo salar (Atlantic salmon), 1115 nucleotides. Its product is annotated as angiogenin. Gene Ontology annotation, biological process: angiogenesis; defense response to Gram-negative bacterium; defense response to Gram-positive bacterium. The record is from RefSeq and is a predicted model, not a curated record. Gene Ontology annotation, molecular function: nucleic acid binding; RNA nuclease activity. NCBI's taxonomy places the organism in Eukaryota, Metazoa, Chordata, Actinopteri, Salmoniformes, Salmonidae.